Neocloeon triangulifer is the source of this 1530-nucleotide messenger RNA. RefSeq names its product transcription factor HES-4-like. The record is from RefSeq and is a predicted model, not a curated record. The transcript has 3 exons. Gene Ontology annotation, molecular function: DNA-binding transcription factor activity, RNA polymerase II-specific; protein dimerization activity; RNA polymerase II cis-regulatory region sequence-specific DNA binding. Gene Ontology annotation, cellular component: nucleus. The coding region runs from base 224 to 1180 and encodes 318 amino acids. Gene Ontology annotation, biological process: anterior/posterior pattern specification; regulation of neurogenesis; regulation of transcription by RNA polymerase II. Lineage: Eukaryota; Metazoa; Arthropoda; Insecta; Ephemeroptera; Baetidae.
AAAGAAAGGAAGAUCGAGGGGAGUGGGGUGCCCCUUCCAGAGCUACCUACCCGCCGAACGCCCACUACAACGCUCUCACGGUCCCACGGACCUCGCAUUCGUCUAGCAGUGCCUCCUCGAGAACAGGUGCAUCUAUCCGUCUAGAUCAGUGCGGCGGCUCUUUUCGAACAAGGGUGGUGCGCGCGGUGGUGUCAUCGUCAAGGUCAAAGGUCGUCACCCUGGCAUGAGCCCUUCGCAGCAGGCGCCGGCCAUGGCCUCGCCACACAGCUCGUCCGGAAGCUCCAGCAGCAGCAGCAGCCCUCCACCCCCGCAAAUGACCCCCAACCCCCAGAGUGCGGCUUCACCCCCGCAGCGGAAACCGGUUUCAGAACACCGAAGAUGUAACAAACCAAUUAUGGAGAAAAAACGACGGCAGCGAAUAAAUAACUGCUUGGAGGAACUCAAGAGUCUCAUUCUGGACGCACUCAAGAAAGACCCUGCUCGCCACUCCAAACUGGAAAAAGCAGACAUUCUUGAGAUGACCGUCAAACAUUUGGAAUCUCUGCACCGACAGCAGUCGGCAAUGUCCGUGGCCGCCGACCCUGGCGUCCUCAACAAAUACCGCGCCGGCUUCAGCGAGUGCGCCUCCGAGGUGGACAAAUUCCUUGGAAAAAGUGACAGCCCGCAGCUGGACCCACACAUCAAACGGAGACUUCUGGCGCACCUUUCGAGCUGCCUGAACAACGUCACCGCCCUCGACAACAUGAUCAUGUCCCCUGGCAAACCCGCGGCUGAGGAAACCUCGCAGCCCCGAACUCUGCGAGUCCAAAUUCCAGCGUCGUCAAUGCAAAUUCCCCCUGGGGGGCAGCACGUGAUGCAUUUGGUACCGACUUGUCUGCCUAGUGGCGACAUCGCCUUCGUCAUUCCCAAGACCAUCCGCUCUCCUCCUAUCCAACAACUCAGCCCUCCACCCCUGGUUGAACAGCCGCAGUUCAGCCCUGCGGCCCCACCGGCCUCCUUCAGCCCUCCUCUCCCUCCACUGGAGAGUCCGAGGAGUUUGGCGGCGAGGACGGCAGUGGUGGCGCCUCUGUCAGUCGCUCUGGACCUAAGCAUUUCCAAUGUGCCUCUGAAGCAGGAGGAGGAUAAGUUGAUGGAGUGUGGUGUGAACGUGGAGCCGGAGGACGUGUGGAGACCGUGGUGAGGGCGAAUUCAACUUGGUGUACUUCUUCUUGUGCCAUCGCGAGGGUAAUCUUGAUGAACAGCCUUUUGUGUUGCUGGACAGGCGGUUAUUAUUUAGAACCGCGAAGAACAAUGCUUAUAAAUAUAUAAGAAGAGUGUCAUGUGAAAUGUAUAAAUUCAUCCGUGCCUUCGUUGAGAGUUGCGUUUUCUUGUUGUACAGAGCGCAACCAGCGUUUUUAUCUCGCGCAUGAAAUAUAUAGUAUAUUUUAUAUAAAUUAUGUCAUAUUGUAUUCUGUGAUGAUUGUGAAACACGCGCGCAAUAAAAAGAAAAUUAUAUACCAUUUAUUUUUCAAGAAUUUAACUGAGAUUUAU